This is a messenger RNA of Pisolithus orientalis, 656 nucleotides long. RefSeq lists its product as uncharacterized. Gene Ontology annotation, molecular function: RNA cap binding. The record is from RefSeq and is a predicted model, not a curated record. The transcript has 5 exons. Gene Ontology annotation, cellular component: nuclear cap binding complex. Bases 4 to 651 code for a protein of 215 amino acids. Lineage: Eukaryota; Fungi; Basidiomycota; Agaricomycetes; Boletales; Pisolithaceae. Gene Ontology annotation, biological process: mRNA cis splicing, via spliceosome.
GCCAUGGCACACGUCGUCCAACCUCUCGACCAACCCUCAAACUACAAGGAUUCACAGACAAAGCUCGAUAGGAAGAGGCAGUAUGAUUUUCUUUCAAAAUCAUCGACAUUAUACAUUGGUAACUUGAGCUUCUAUACGACUGAAGAGCAAAUAUAUGAAUUGUUCAGUAAGUGUACCAGUCCAGAGGAUGGCGGUGGUAUCAAGCGCAUCAUUAUGGGUCUUGACCGCAACACCCGGACGCCCUGCGGAUUCUGUUUCGUGGAAUACUACACACAUGCAGAAGCGCUCGCAUGCAUGAAGUAUAUCAGCGGUACCAAACUCGACGAACGCAUUAUCCGCUGUGACCUCGAUCUUGGAUACGCGGAAGGACGACAAUUCGGUCGUGGCAAGAGCGGUGGUCAGACUACGACCCUGGUCCGCGGAGGAUGGGGUGCUCAGGCGCAAUUGGAGAGGAGGAGAGAGUUCGAGGAGCGCUAUGCCGACGCUCAGGAAGGACCUGGUGCUGUCGCGACUGGUGGUGGAGAAUGGAAAGCGACAGAGGUUCCUAGUACGACCCUCAAACGCGCACGGUCACCAGACGACGAUGGCGACAGUUCUCGGCCGGGUCACCGUUCUCGCCUAGACGAUCUGGCAGAGAGAGAUGGGAUGUAGCAAAG